Messenger RNA from Ostertagia ostertagi, 396 nucleotides. Lineage: Eukaryota; Metazoa; Nematoda; Chromadorea; Rhabditida; Trichostrongylidae. The record is from the annotation of a GenBank genome assembly.
AUGAAACUGCUGCCCCUCGUUGCAGUGCUUUUGGUUGUGAAUUUCGGGGAAGGAGCUCCUGACCCCAGAUGUUUACGUACCACCACUCUAAGAUGGAAGAAAUUCGCAGAAUAUAUACCGCGCCACUAUCAGCUGUAUCUUGAAGAUACACUGCAGAUGAGAUUUAACGUUAAAGAUCUAGUCAUAGGAUAUAAAGUGGUUCUUGACACCACUCGAAAUCGUCGUCCGGGCUACAUUUUUGCCUGUAUUCUUUCAUAUCGUAAGGACAAGCACCAGCCCGUCUACCUUAAAUUCCUUUCGUCGGAAGGAACACUUCAUCUUCUCAAAAUCAUAUCAUCUACCACAUUUAUGAAUGCUUUAUACGAAUGUAAGGUCAACCGUAAGGGAAUUCUUUGA